Molecule: messenger RNA, 978 nt
Organism: Cavenderia fasciculata
Lineage: Eukaryota; Evosea; Eumycetozoa; Acytosteliales; Cavenderiaceae
Exons: 3
Coding region: 1-978 (325 amino acids)
Source: RefSeq, a predicted model, not a curated record
AUGAAAUUUUUAGUUUAUAUCGAUGAUCAAGAAGAAUCAUACUCUGCUUUUUACAGGGCAAUGAGAAUGGUUAGUGAAAAUGACUGGAUCAUUCUCUUGACCAAAGUAACAUAUAACCGAGGUGGCCAAGGAAAUGAUGCCCACGAAGCAAUGAAAUAUUUUGGUAAAUUAUUAGACAAGAGAAAGAUUAAAAGUUUAGUAUUUAUGGAAAUGGGAUCAACAAGAGAAUUUUUAAAGGAAAAGGUUAAACAAUUAAAGAUUGAUGUUAUUGUAAUGUGCCCACACAAUAGUAGAGUUAAAAAAUUAUGUGAUUAUGUAUCCGAUAAUAUUAAAGCAUCAUUAAUGGUAGUUAGAGAAUGUGAUCCAAGUGAUCCACAAUUGGUACCACCAAGAGGAACUUACAACCAACAUGCAAGAAAAACAAUGAUCACAUCUGGUAGCAUGUCGUCGAUUCCAUCGUCCAACACCAAUGCCCCUGCAUUUAUUCCAAAGAAACAAUCCAACAACAACAAUGCAAAUGAUAUGGCAUUACCAAAGAAACCAGUAUCAUCUCACCAUCCACUUGUAAAGUCACAAUCUGAAUUUGUAUUGUCACCAAGAACAAAGUAUUUGGCUAGAAACAAGACAGUUGAGAAUAAUGAUAAUCUCAUGUAUUCUUAUUCACCAACUUCAACUCCAACUAGCACCACCUCUACUACCUUCAUCCCAACAGCUCAACAAUCACCAAAAUCUGGACACCGUCAAUUGACACACACCUAUGAUGAUUCAAUGCCACUGGCAACCAAACGUAGACCAUUAAACUCAUCGCUCGACAAUACCGAAUCAAUGGAUAGAAAUUUGGAACUCAUACAAAAUGAAAUCAUGGAUCACCACAAAUCAUCUUCCCCAUCCAUUAUCAAAACUGGAAGAAAGGUUUCAUCAUCUUCCAAACCCAAAGGUGUUCAAUUUGGUCCAUCUGUUGAUAUUGUAAAUGGCUAA